CAUCUGAAUGAAUAAAUGUUGAAUGAUGAAUGAUGAAUGAAUGAUUUGCUCAAGCCCUUUCAGGACUAGGUGGAAUGUCACGAUCAGGGAACAUCCUGGGUAUAGAUGGAAACUGAGUGGCACCAACAGGCGCUCGGUCGGGAGGGGGCGCUGCAGGGCGGCGGGACGAGAGCUGGAGGGUUGGGGGCGGGGGCGUCCGAGACCCGCAAGUGAUCGGGCUUGCCCGGGGACCCUGCGCCACGACUCUGCAUGAAUUUCUCUUUCGCUUUGGGCCAGCCGGAGGCGGCGGGGCCGUCCCCUGAACGCCUGCGGCCGGGCACCCGUGGAGUUAAUCCGAAAGCGCCGCAAACCCCGCGGGCCGAACUCCGCGUGUCACCGAGAAGCUGAUGUAGAGAGAGACAGAGAGAGAAAGCAAGCAAGAGACCAGAGUCCCGGGAAAGUCCUGCCGCGCCUCGGGACAAUUAUAAAAAUGUGAUCCCCUGGGUCGGCUUCCCACCAUCGCCCUCACCUGCUGCGUCCACCGUCCGGAUCCAGCUCCAGCCCAGUGUCCGCCCAGUGCCCGCUCAGCAUGUGCCCGCCGCGUGGCCUCCUCCUUGUAACCAUCCUGGUCCUAUUAAACCACCUGGACCACCUCAGUUUGGCCAGGAGCCUCCCCACACCCACACCAAGCCCAGGAAUGUUCCAGUGCCUCAACCACUCCCAAACCCUGCUGCGAGCCAUCAGCAACACGCUUCAGAAGGCCAGACAAACUCUAGAAUUUUACUCCUGCACUUCCGAAGAGAUUGAUCAUGAAGAUAUCACAAAAGAUAAAACCAGCACAGUGGAGGCCUGCUUACCACUGGAAUUAACCAUGAAUGAGAGUUGCCUGGCUUCCAGAGAGAUCUCUCUGAUAACUAAUGGGAGUUGCCUGGCCUCCAGAAAGACCUCUUUUAUGACGACCCUGUGCCUUAGCAGUAUCUAUGAGGACUUGAAGAUGUACCAGGUGGAGUUCAAGGCCAUGAAUGCAAAGCUGUUAAUGGAUCCUAAAAGGCAGAUCUUUCUGGAUCAAAACAUGCUGACAGCUAUUGAUGAGCUGUUACAGGCCCUGAAUGUCAACAGUGUGACUGUGCCACAGAACUCCUCCCUGGAAGAACCGGAUUUUUAUAAAACUAAAAUCAAGCUCUGCAUACUUCUUCAUGCUUUCAGAAUUCGUGCAGUGACCAUCAAUAGAAUGAUGAACUAUCUGAAUUCUUCCUAAAAAGCUGAAGUCUCUCCCAACCUUAAAGCCACUUUUACAGAAAUGUGAACCAAAAAA
Molecule: messenger RNA, 1294 nt
Organism: Panthera uncia (snow leopard)
Lineage: Eukaryota; Metazoa; Chordata; Mammalia; Carnivora; Felidae
Gene: IL12A
Product: interleukin 12A
Exons: 7
Coding region: 569-1237 (222 amino acids)
Biological process (GO): immune response
Cellular component (GO): extracellular region
Molecular function (GO): interleukin-12 receptor binding; growth factor activity
Source: RefSeq, a predicted model, not a curated record